This is a messenger RNA of Synchiropus splendidus (mandarinfish), 2189 nucleotides long. It is a transcript of the gene sugp1, whose product is annotated as SURP and G patch domain containing 1. Lineage: Eukaryota; Metazoa; Chordata; Actinopteri; Syngnathiformes; Callionymidae. The record is from RefSeq and is a predicted model, not a curated record. The coding region runs from base 166 to 1932 and encodes 588 amino acids. Gene Ontology annotation, biological process: RNA processing. Gene Ontology annotation, cellular component: nucleoplasm. The transcript is spliced from 14 exons. Gene Ontology annotation, molecular function: RNA binding.
CGAUUUGUUUCCGGAUAAGGACGUAUUAAAUACAUAUUUGUCUUAUUCUGAAAGUUACCCGGAAAUGGCCUGAUUGUUGUUUUUUUUCGCGAGCUCACCCCCAUCGAUAGUGUCGUAUUUUAUAGCUUUGAUUUUUGAGUGGAAUUGACUUCCACAGCUACGACUAUGGAGUCUAGUAAUAACGGGAGGGGAGGAUGGAAGUCGAGGAAUUCUCAGCCACAAAAAAGCAAAAUGAACAUGAAUAUUCUUCGUCAGGAAGCGCUAAUUGCCCAAAAAAAGAAGGAAAUCGAGGAAAGGAUGGCAGAGCAGGCAAAAAUGAAUGCUCAAGCGGCAAAUACAAACACUACUCCUGCUCCCCAAGAUCAAGGCAACUCAAACAAAUUUGUAAAUGAUGGCAGCUUCUUACAGCAAUUCAUGCGUAUGCAGAAGGAUAAACCGAAUUCUGGUGCUUCCAAUGAGACAAAAAGCCCAUCAAUAACGUCACCGGGUGGAAAUUCUCUGCAAAAAAGGGGCAUUAUUUUUGGAAAGCGACCUGGCAUGGGGGUCGGCAGCAUGCUCAGCCAGUACAAGAGCUAUGCUCAGUCUAAGAAAAGUCCAGUUCUGAGCCAGAGGCCAAGUGUAUUCUCUUCACCAGAUGAUGACGAUGGUGAAGAGGCCGACUUGUCCGAUUUCUUAGAAAUAAAAGUCUCUCCCCCAGAGGAUUCAGACACCCGACUCAUUAUCAACAAGAUGGCCUCUUUUGUGGCGGAGGGGGGACGUGAACUGGAGAGGAAAGCCAAGGAGGAUUACAAGGACGACCCUAUUUUCUCAUUUUUAUUUGACACAAGUAGUGCAGAGUACCUCUACUACAAAAAACGAGUUGCAGAAAUAAAAAAAGAACUUCCACCAGAGAACAACACAGAUGAUGUCUCCUCCCCAGUGGACGUGAAACCCCAGCUUGUACCUGGAAAGCCUGGCGGGUUUGUGGCUGAGGCUAAUCCUGACGUGAAACCUGUCCUACAAAACAACUAUUCAACUUUCAGUUACUCAUAUGACCAGCAACAGCCAACAGAUCCUGCCCCACCUGCCUGCGCAACAUCGUCUGAUAACCACAGUCAGGAAACAGCAACACAACCAGUGAAACGGAAGAGAAAGAGCAGAUGGGGUGCAGAGGACGACAAAGUGCAGUUGCCAGUUCCUCCUGUUGUUGUCCCACAAGAUGUGGUGGUCCCCGACAGCGACGCACCUGCACUCUCUGUUGCUGAAUUGCAAGGACUGGGUUAUAAGAAAGGGAAACCUGUCGGCCUUGUGGGUGUGAGCGAACUGUCUGAGGACCAGAAGAGGCAGCUAAAGGAACAACAAGAGAUGCAAGAGAUGUAUGAGGUUAUAAUGAAGCACAAGCGAGCGAUGGCGGAGAUGCAGGUGAUGUGGGAGAAGGCCAUCAAGGACCACCAGCAUGAGUACGACAGUGAUGAAGAAGUAGACCAGGAGGCCGGCACCUGGGAGCACCGGUUACGACAGAUGGAAAUGGAGAAGACGCGCGAGUGGGCGGAAUCCUUAACAGAAAUGGGCAGAGGGAAGCACUUUAUUGGUGACUUCUUGCCUCCAGAGGAGCUUGAGAAGUUUAUGGAAACAUUCAAGGCGCUGAAGGAGGGACGGGAUCCAGAUUACUCGGAGUACAAGGAGUUUAAGUUAACUGUGGAGAAUCUUGGUUUCCGAAUGCUUAUGAAGAUGGGCUGGAAGGAAGGUGAAGGCCUGGGCAGUGAUGGACAGGGAAUUAAAGCUCCUGUCAACAAAGGAACGACGGCACUCAAUGGGGCCGGGUUUGGUGUCGAUCGCCCGGCUGAAUUAUCAAAAAGUGAUGACGAAUAUGACGCCUACAGGAAGAGGAUGAUGCUGGCGUACCGCUUCAGACCCAACCCACUGAAUAAUCCAAGGAGGCCGUACUACUGAUGCCUUGCUGUAAAUCAGCAUUUAAAUCGCGUCAUGAAAACCGAGACUGUUGCACAAGUCUGUCAGUUCAAACAAGAGAAUGAAAUAUUUGACCAGUGUUUCACUUCAAUCCUGCUACAGAUCCGAUGUGUCGAUGGAGUCAUCACAUCUUGGUUCUGAUUUCUGUGUCCUGUGAAAACGGUAGUUCACCUAAUGAAAGUAUGUCCAACUAAAGUGUCACUUUUACAUUAAAAACAAUAUCUGCACCGCGAACUCGA